AACGUCACUUUUGACUUUCUGUAUUCCUUUUUGUUUUUUCGUGAAUGUGUAAAAUCCUCCAAACACUGUGCUUUGUUAUGUGUUUAUAAUAUACGAAAUUGAUUUUUUAGUUAGUGUUAAGUACAAUGGCAGACUUUGAUGCAAUAUACCCCGAUGAGACGGAACUCGAGGAGAAUAUAGAAGAGACACAUGUGACGCUAGUGCCUGAUCCGAUCGUGAUUCGAGGGGCUGGGAACAUGACAGUAUUUGGUCUAAGUAACCGCUUCAACGGGGAGUUUCCUUCGGGACUGCAGUCGCGGGUGGCGCCGGAGGAGUACCAGGCUACGGUCGCCCGCAUCAACAGCGUGCUGAAGAAGACGUUGCCGGUCAACGUGAAGUGGCUGUUCUGCGGCUGCGUGUGUUGCUGCUGCACCUUAGGAUGCUCUCUUUGGCCUGUCAUAUGUCUUAGUAAAAGGACGCAACACUCUCUGAACAAAUUAUUGGAAUGGGAGAACAGUCGACUGUACAACAAGCUGGGACUUCGCUGGCGACUCACCAAGCAACACUGCGACUCCUCAUCCAUGAUGGAAUACGUACUUCUCAUAGAGUUUAUUCCUAAAAUACCCAUAUACAGACCCGACUAAGUCACCGACGCCCGUGUCAUAGAGUAACUGUAAAUAGACAUAAAUCAUUAAUAAUACGCAUACGUCAUCGCAUCUCGAAGAUAACAGCUAAUUUGCUUGGCCAAGCCAAUGAAUGGGUACGCUAGAAUGUUUCUGGAAGAACGACUUUAGUGUCUGAUUGUCGAAAUUAACAUGUUGUUACCGUCGCGUAGCGAGCACGACUUGGCAUAGACAGGCGAAGCGUCGGCGUCGAGACGUUACUCAUAUAAUGCUGUUUGUUGUAUAUAUAAGAAAACGGUACAUAUUAAACAUGGAACAAUAAGUGCUACUGUUAAACGCUUUCUGUGUAUAGAUGUCGCAUUAUUAUUGCAAGCUUAGACUGCAGAUGUUAUAGCAAUGUGUAUAUAUUUAUUAAACUUUACAAUGUAUAGCUUUGCAAGUUGCAAAUAUGUUAUAUAACAUCUGAUUAUAAGUACUUUAACUAGCAAGUUAGAUUGGCUAUGUGUUAGCGACGUGUAUGGUAAACUGUUUGUUUAUGUUCAAUGUGCAAUUGUACUGCAUCAAUACUCGAAUUUACACAAUUGUAUCUUUAUAUGAACCUACAAACUUUGUCUUAGAACAUUACUUCAGAUACCUUUAUAUCUGAUGUUUAUGUUAGAAUGCACUUUUUAUACUUACAAUUAUCUAACCGUAGAUUACUGUUUAGUAUCGGUUUGUAUUACAACUGCUAUGCGUGUGUCGCUAUUCGAUAACCGUCGUACUGAAGACGAAUGUUAGAAAUCAUAAGAAUACAGCUCGAACACAAGGCUGCGUAUAUUGCCGGGAUCUUGUCUUUUUUCUUAUACGGCUUCUUCGGCAUUUUAAUUUACUAAAAACACUCUUAUGGCUUACUAAAAAGAGAUGCUUUCAAAAUGACUGUUAUUAUGUAUUAGUUUAUUUCAGGCUGACCUAUUUCGAUAAUAGAGUCUUAAUAAUGUCGACGAAUGUUUUUUAUAAGUACUUAAGUCAUAUCAUCGUCAUACUCAUUGUCAAUGGUCUUAGAGUUAAAUGCAGUCAUUUUUGCUUCAUCACGUUUCGUUUCUUCAGUAAACAUUUAAGAAGUAAAGGCGAUACUUAUGUGAGUGAACAAAUAUCUGUUAAGGAAUCGUUCAUUAGUGCGCCAGUAUUGUUAGUUACCAAAGCAUAGAUGGUGUAGAUGUAAAACACCUUGUUAACCACUUUUCAUCCUUAUUUCUGUAGGAAUAAGGUUGAAAAGUAUUCGAACUGAAACUUUUCCGAUCAUACAAACGAUAGCAAUUCCGCUAACGAACCCGCGUCCCGCGGCAAGUCCAUGUCACCGCUAUUUUUAUUCACAUUUAUUGAAGUAACUGUAUUGAUAUAGGUCAGUGGUCAUCAUUCUCUCAAUUCAUUCUCAUCGUCUCAAAUUGUCCUGUCAUCAGUUCAUACAUUUGUUUAUGAUUUUAAAAAGCAUAUACUUGUAUUGCUUUAUGUAUGUUAUGUACCUGAAUGUCCACGUUAAUUGUGUAUCGAUAGGAAGUGAACCGUAGCGACAGUAUCGCGGAGCCGAUCUAAGUAUAUGCUAGGGUAAUGUAUGGGACUGUGUUAUUAGAAGAUUAGCUUAUAUAAUGUUAUGUAAGAUUAGGAGAAUCCCCGCCCUCUCUUCUCUUUUCAACAUGUUGUAAGUAUCGUGAAGGGCCGAUAUGACUUACAUCGCUGUUAACUUAUCCGUAAUUAUAAGACUCAUGGAACGUAGAUCGCUCGGAAUGUCCUCUUGCCACCUACACGUCUAGUUAAUAUAAUGUUUGAACGCAACGGUUGAAAAGCGAACAGGGUAUGUUGACAGUAAGUUGUAAUUUAAGGAAUUGUAAAUAUUUUAAGAACUUAUAGAUUAUUUUUGUUCAGAUAAUAAAUUCACUAUAUGUGAUGAAUU
Messenger RNA from Spodoptera litura, 2532 nucleotides. RefSeq names its product cysteine-rich hydrophobic domain-containing protein 2. NCBI's taxonomy places the organism in Eukaryota, Metazoa, Arthropoda, Insecta, Lepidoptera, Noctuidae. The record is from RefSeq and is a predicted model, not a curated record.